Molecule: messenger RNA, 3308 nt
Organism: Theobroma cacao (cacao)
Lineage: Eukaryota; Viridiplantae; Streptophyta; Magnoliopsida; Malvales; Malvaceae
Source: RefSeq, a predicted model, not a curated record
UUCCUUCCUCAAAACGACAUCUUCGCACUAUAUAAAACGUUAGCAGGCAAAACGAAAAAGGACCUCCGAGAAAAGCCGAGUGAACAGCAGAAAGAAAGAAAGAAGAGACCCUUAUUCCCACGCAAAGCCGUUCAAUUCAGUGCACACCAACUAUAUCUUAGCUUUCUCUUGUGGACUCAUCACUCCGGCAAUGGCUGCUGCUGCUUCUUCUUCCACGGCGUCGUUUAGUGGGGUCAGUUUAUGUGCUACGCGUUCCAUUUCCAAUAAGAACAAUCUCUUCUUAGCUCCCCCACGCCUUUCUUUGAGCUUUCCUUCAAAACCCAACUCCUUAAAAUCGCUUCAGUUUAAGAGAAAUGGAGGUUUUCGAAGGUUUCCAAAGACUUCUUCAAGCUCUUUCAUUGUUCGUUGUGAUGCUUCAACUGGAAGGAUUACUCAACAAGAGUUUACAGAAAUGGCCUGGCAAGCCAUUGUUUCUUCUCCAGAUGUAGCUAAGGAGAACAAGCAUCAGAUAGUGGAGACAGAACACUUGAUGAAGGCUCUCUUGGAGCAGAAGAAUGGUCUUGCUCGUCGGAUCUUUUCUAAAGUCGGAGUUGACAAUACUCGCCUUCUUGAAGCCACUGAUAAGUUCAUCCAACGCCAGCCAAAGGCAACUCCUACAACUUUCUAAUUUAUUCUCCUCAACAUUCGUUUUGAGUGAGUCAGCUGGUUCAAUGUUAGGACGUGAUCUGGAAGCUCUGAUCCAGCGAGCUAGGGAGUGCAAGAAAGAGUAUGGGGAUUCAUUUGUUUCUGUUGAGCAUCUGGUCCUUGGGUUUACACAAGAUCAACGUUUUGGGAAGCAGUUGUUCAGGGAUUUCCAGAUAUCCCACCUAUCCUUGAAAUCUGCAAUAGAAUCCAUUAGGGGACGUCAGUCAGUUAUUGACCAAGAUCCUGAAGGAAAGUAUGAAGCGUUGGAAAAAUAUGGAAAAGAUUUGACUGAAAUGGCAAAGGAAGGAAAGCUUGACCCGGUGAUAGGAAGGGAUGAUGAAAUUCGCAGGUGCAUCCAGAUCCUCUCUAGGAGAACAAAGAACAAUCCUGUGUUAAUUGGUGAACCUGGUGUUGGAAAGACUGCAAUCUCUGAAGGGCUUGCCCAAAGAAUUGUGCAAGGAGAUGUCCCUCAAGCAUUGAUGAACCGUAAGCUGAUAUCCCUGGACAUGGGUGCACUCAUAGCUGGGGCCAAAUAUCGGGGAGAAUUUGAGGAUAGACUGAAGGCUGUACUUAGGGAAGUAACAGAAUCAGAAGGCCAAAUUAUCCUCUUCAUUGAUGAGAUUCACACAGUUGUUGGGGCAGGUGCUACAAAUGGAGCAAUGGAUGCAGGCAAUCUUCUGAAACCUAUGCUUGGUCGAGGAGAAUUGCGAUGUAUUGGGGCAACAACACUGGAUGAGUAUCGUAAAUAUAUUGAGAAAGAUCCAGCCCUGGAACGUCGUUUCCAGCAAGUGUAUGUCGAUCAACCAUCAGUAGAAGAUACAAUUUCUAUACUCAGGGGACUGCGUGAGAGAUAUGAGCUGCAUCAUGGAGUCCGUAUUUCUGACAGUGCACUUGUGGAAGCUGCAAUCUUGUCUGACCGUUAUAUCAGUGGCCGGUUUUUACCUGACAAAGCUAUUGACCUAGUUGAUGAGGCAGCUGCUAAAUUGAAAAUGGAAAUCACUUCAAAACCAACUGCCCUUGAUGAGAUUAAUCGUUCAGUGCUGAAGCUGGAGAUGGAGAGGCUGUCUCUCACAAAUGAUACUGACAAAGCUUCAAGAGAUAGGCUGAGCCGCCUUGAGGCUGAGUUGUCCCUCUUAAAGGAGAAACAGGCUGAGCUGACUGAGCAAUGGGAGCAUGAGAAGACUGUUAUGACACGCAUUCAGUCAAUCAAGGAAGAGAUUGACAGGGUUAAUCUUGAGAUCCAGCAGGCUGAGCGGGAGUAUGAUCUCAAUCGUGCUGCUGAGCUGAAGUAUGGAAGUUUGAACUCCUUGCAGCGUCAACUUGCUGAUGCAGAAAAAGAAUUAGAUGAGUACAUAAAAUCCGGAAAAUCCAUGCUGAGAGAAGAAGUUACAGGAAAUGAUAUUGCUGAAGUAGUUAGUAAAUGGACUGGUAUACCAGUUUCCAAGCUUCAACAAUCAGAGAGGGAGAAACUAUUACAUUUGGAGGAAGAGUUGCAUAAACGUGUUGUGGGUCAAGAUCCUGCAGUUAGAUCUGUAGCUGAGGCCAUUCAGAGAUCUCGAGCUGGUCUCUCAGAUCCCCGUCGCCCAAUAGCCAGUUUCAUGUUUAUGGGUCCCACUGGUGUAGGGAAAACAGAACUUGCUAAAGCACUUGCAUCCUACUUGUUUAAUACAGAAGAAGCCCUUGUACGCAUCGAUAUGAGUGAGUAUAUGGAAAAACAUGCAGUUUCUAGACUUAUAGGUGCUCCACCUGGUUAUGUGGGGUAUGAAGAAGGAGGACAGCUGACCGAGAUAGUUCGCAGGAGGCCAUAUGCUGUAAUUCUUUUUGAUGAGAUAGAGAAAGCUCAUGGUGAUGUAUUUAAUGUUUUCCUUCAAAUUUUGGAUGAUGGGAGAGUUACUGAUUCCCAGGGUCGCACUGUAAGCUUCACCAACACUGUCAUUAUUAUGACUUCAAAUGUGGGUUCACAGUAUAUUCUUAAUUCAGAUGAAGACACACCAAAGGAUAUAGCUUAUGAAACUAUUAAGCAGAGGGUGAUGGAGGCUGCAAGAGCAGUCUUUCGUCCUGAAUUUAUGAACCGGGUUGAUGAGUAUAUAGUUUUCCAGCCUUUGGACCGUGAACAGAUAAACAGUAUUGUGAAAUUACAGUUGGAACGGGUGCAAAAGAGGAUUGGAGAUAGGAAAAUAAAACUUCAGGUGACAGAUGGUGCUAUUCAGCUUCUUGGUAGUCUUGGUUAUGAUCCAAACUAUGGUGCUAGACCAGUCAAAAGAGUGAUUCAGCAAAACGUAGAAAAUGAACUUGCCAAGGGCAUCUUGAGAGGGGAGUUGAAGGAUGAGGAUUCUAUUUUAGUAGACACAGAGCUCACAGCAUUCGCAAAUGGCCAGCUCCCCCAGCAAAAGCUAAUUUUCAGAAGACUCGAUCGUGAUUCAGAAACUCAAGCAACAGAUAGCGAAGAAGCUUUAUCACAGACUGUCUGAGAGUUGUACUUAAGUUUUGCCUAAAUACUAUAGGUUUUACACAAUUUUGCGCAGGGAAUUAAUAACUGAGCUCACACUUGAAUCUCAGAUUGUAUAUGACUUUUAUGUUACAAGUUAUCCUAUUAUUCUUAUACAGUGCGUCCUUACAAGUAA